AGUCCUAUAUUGAACAGGAACACCAAACCCGCAGUCUUGUCUUGCUUUGGCGAUAUUGCCCUCGCUAUUGGAGGAAAGUUCGAAGUGUAUUUGGAAGUGGUGAUGAUGGUCCUUGCCCAAGCUAGUACAAUGCGUACUUCUAAGGAAGCUAAUUAUGACAUGAUUGACUAUGUGAUGGCGUUGCGUGAAGGAAUAUUAGAAGCAUAUGUUGGUAUUGUACAAGGGUUAAAGUCAGGUGACAAAGCUGAAUUACUCUUACGUUACAUCGAACAAAUCUUUAACUUCUUGAUGAUGACUUGGAAUGAUAUUGAUAGAUCAGAGAUUAUUGUCCGUAGCAUGAUUGGUUUAAUUGG
Molecule: messenger RNA, 353 nt
Organism: Funneliformis caledonium
Lineage: Eukaryota; Fungi; Glomeromycota; Glomeromycetes; Glomerales; Glomeraceae
Source: the annotation of a GenBank genome assembly